Messenger RNA from Mercenaria mercenaria, 873 nucleotides. RefSeq lists its product as uncharacterized. The coding region runs from base 1 to 873 and encodes 290 amino acids. Lineage: Eukaryota; Metazoa; Mollusca; Bivalvia; Venerida; Veneridae. The transcript has a single exon. The record is from RefSeq and is a predicted model, not a curated record. Gene Ontology annotation, molecular function: protein binding.
AUGUCUUUUGAGUUUGAUAAUCAUUUUGAAUCCGUUGUUAAAGAUAUCGAAUCCUUUGGUGCAGUGUCUGAUAAUGCAAAUCGUCCGUACACCGCGUCCUUAAUUGGAGAGUAUAAUUGUAAGACGAACACAUGUAGUUCUCAAUGUUUGAUUUUCGACUGUUGUGUGUUAGACAAUGGUCAUGUUCUUAUUACCGACUAUAACAAUCAAAAGUUAAAACGACUUGAUUCGACGUACAAACUGAAAGACUAUUGUCACAUAGACACACCAUUUGGCGUAUGUCAGACUGAACCAAAUGAUGUAGCCGUGUCUUCAUGGGAUGGUAUGAAGAUUUGUCUUGUAAAUGUUGGCAAUAAUAUGACUUUGAAGCGAUCAUUCAAUGUUGGUGUGCACUGUAGGGGAAUUGUUCAUCACAAAGGUGAGCUAUUCGUUGCAUGUGGACCAUUCCAAGGUGUUGAAAAUACGGUAAAGGUGUAUGACCUUUAUGAUCGGCUUCUACGUACUUUACAGUACAAUGUUUCCUCCAUAACACAUAUGUCGAUGAAGUAUGAUGGUUCAAAUAUUGUUUUAGCCGAGAAUAAAAAAGGCUUGGUAAAACUGAACAGACAAGGUGAGAAAACAUCAGAAUUCUCUGAUCCUUGUCUGAAAUUUGCAUUUGGUGUAUGUGGCAGUACAAGUGGUGAUUUGUUCGUAUGUUGUAAGGACUCGAACAAUGUUGUCCAGUUUGACAAAGACGGGGAAAGGAUAAAAGAAAUCCUGACAGAAACUGACGGAAUAAAAUCCCCAGUAUCGGUUACAUUUUUAAAUGCUCCCAAACGAUUAAUACUCACAUUCUGGUCAUCAAACACUAUAAAAGUGUAUACAUUAUCAUAG